Daldinia decipiens is the source of this 876-nucleotide messenger RNA. RefSeq lists its product as uncharacterized. The record is from RefSeq and is a predicted model, not a curated record. Lineage: Eukaryota; Fungi; Ascomycota; Sordariomycetes; Xylariales; Hypoxylaceae. The coding region runs from base 278 to 793 and encodes 171 amino acids. The transcript has a single exon.
AGGUGAAUAGACGCAGCGGCGCAUCCGAAUGAGACGUGAGACGUGAGACGUGAGACUAGGUACUAGGUAUUGUACUAUGUAACAUGGAAAGCCAUCCGGAGUAUGGGAAGUAAACAGACCAUUGCGUGUAACCCUAUCAGACUAGCUAAUAUCCCUAACAUCUAACAGCAGAUGACGACUGGACCGAGACCCUUGCUAGCUUACAUCAAGUCCCAGAUCUCGAUAACUCGUCUAUUAGCCAAGGACCAAGGACGGUAGAGUCGUAGCACUUAAUAAUAUGUCUGCUUACAUGCCUUGGACCGCAUCUCUCCAGUCACGAUGGACGGUUCCCCAGCCACCGAGUUUGCCUCUGGAUCGUGAUAGGCGUGUGCUGAGGAUCAGAACGGGGGGGGGAACGCCCUGGACUAGCGUAGUUGUAGUUGUAGUUGUAGUUGUAGUGCAAGCUGGUUCUUUAUUAGCGCGUCUGCCAACCCAAUCCGCGUCUCUAGAUGGGUUCGUAAAGGCCUUCUUACUCGCUAUACGUCGGCGCCGCCUCGCUCGGUAUCGCUGCCGAGAAGCAAAGCACGUACAUCACAUCCGCGUCAUCCCAUAUAUGCAUACACUACUGCUCGUUCGCUGCUUGGCUAAACUCUAUUCGAACGAACCUUGGCUAUCUUUCUUUAUUCCCGUUUCUGUUCCUGUUCCUGUUUCUGUUUCUGUUUUUGUCCGUCCCUAUGCUCAUUUCUUCUUCUCCGUUGUUAGUUGCCUAUCAGUCAAGUCAAGUCAAGUCACCUAUACCGUAUUCCCACCUUGAUGGAACUAUCCGCCCCUCGUCCCAAUUAGCAUCGUAGCUGGCGCCCAAUGGCUUAGUCUUGCUGCUGCAUCAUGUAUGUGUGU